This is a messenger RNA of Prunus armeniaca (apricot), 243 nucleotides long. The record is from the annotation of a GenBank genome assembly. Lineage: Eukaryota; Viridiplantae; Streptophyta; Magnoliopsida; Rosales; Rosaceae.
AUGGCGGUGAUGGUGAUGAUGCUGUCAAUGGCUGUGGUGGUGGUGAUAGUGGGUGAUGGUGGAGCUGAUAGUAGGGGAGGUAGUAGUGGUGGAGGUGGGGGUAAGGGUGGUGGUGGUGAAAGUAGGGGUGGUGGUUGGGGUGGUAGUGAGGGCGGCAGUGGGGUGGUAGUGGAGGUGGCAAUGGUGGUGCUGGGGGGUGGUGGCUGCGACGACGAUGACUAUGGGUGGUGGCGGCGGUGGUGA